Molecule: messenger RNA, 1246 nt
Organism: Anopheles moucheti
Lineage: Eukaryota; Metazoa; Arthropoda; Insecta; Diptera; Culicidae
Product: aldo-keto reductase family 1 member B1-like
Exons: 3
Coding region: 186-1142 (318 amino acids)
Cellular component (GO): cytosol
Molecular function (GO): aldose reductase (NADPH) activity
Source: RefSeq, a predicted model, not a curated record
AAGGGCCUCAUUAUCUCUUGCCCGUGAGAUAAGCAUUGUACUGUAUAAAACUCGCGUCCAACUUUGCCGGGUGUUUCAAUUGUCGUUCGGUGCUGACGCGUGUAGCAGCUUCGUUAUUUGUGCGAGUUGGAAAAUUGUUUCCGCUGUUCAUCAGUUUUAUAUAGAGUGAAGCGGAAAGCAGCAACAUGGCAUCGAAGGUUCCAUUUGUGACGCUCAACAACGGGCAGAAGAUGCCCAUGCUCGGUCUGGGAACUUGGGGCUCGCCUCCCGGUGAGGUUGCUCAGGCAGUGAAGGAUGCCAUCGAUAUCGGUUACCGACAUAUCGACUGUGCCCACGUUUACCAGAAUGAACAUGAGGUUGGCGAGGGUGUGAAGGCCAAAAUUGACGAGGGAGUCAUAAAGCGUGAGGACCUCUUCAUUACCAGCAAACUGUGGAACACUUUCCACCGGCCUGAGCUGGUCGAGGGUGCCUGUCGUACCACGCUGAAGAACCUCGGCCUGGAGUAUAUCGAUCUGUACCUGAUUCACUGGCCGAUGGGUUACCGCGAGGGUGCCGAACUGUUCCCACAGGAUGCGAACGGCAAAACGGCUUACUCGGAUGUGGAUUACGUCGAUACGUACAAAGCGAUGGAGAAACUGGUUGGGCUCGGUUUGGUGAAAAGCAUCGGCAUUUCCAACUGCAACUCGAAGCAGGUGGAACGCGUGCUGGCUGUGGCAACCAUUAAGCCGGUUACCAACCAGGUCGAAUGCCAUCCGUACCUGACGCAGAGCAAACUGUCCCCGUUCUGUACCGAGCGCGGUAUGGUAAUAACGGCGUACAGUCCGCUCGGCUCACCGAACCGUCCCUGGGCCAAGCCGGACGAUCCGCAGCUGAUGGAGGAUCCGAAGAUAGUGGAGCUGGCGAAAAAGUACAACAAAACGCCUGCCCAGGUCCUUAUCCGCUACCAGAUUCAGCGUGGACACGUGGUGAUUCCCAAGUCGGUGAACAAGUCACGCAUCGCGUCCAACUUUGAGGUGUUUGAUUUCGAGUUGACGAAGGAUGAUGUGGCAUUGAUCGAUUCGUUCGACUGCAAUGGACGCUUGGUGCCGAUCACGAGUGCUGCUGGACAUCCUUAUCAUCCGUUCGAGAACGACGAGUUUUAAUUUGUCCGUUUAUGUGAGUUUGAAUUUUGUGAAUUGCUUUAAUAAAUCAUAUACAAAGCGCGUAUUUGUGGGAUGUAAGUGUUAAAUUAAACAAAAAAAAAACA